Messenger RNA from Klebsormidium nitens, 4103 nucleotides. NCBI's taxonomy places the organism in Eukaryota, Viridiplantae, Streptophyta, Klebsormidiophyceae, Klebsormidiales, Klebsormidiaceae. The record is from the annotation of a GenBank genome assembly.
AGAUGCCUUUGGUCAUUCUGUCGAAGGCGUAGAGAGUGAAAUGCAAUGGAGGAAGUACCGGUAAGGAGGAGCUGUGGCAGUGUAAGGAAGUUGCGGACACCUCAGCUCAAGCCGGCAUCCUGCUUCAGGGAGAGAAUUCUGGCAGCGUCCCAGUGACCGGGCCAGUAAGGUGAUUGUCGAGGACAUUAUGGAUAACAAGCUCGAAGCUGAGGAGGGGCAGCCGGGGAUACCCAACACUAAGACUGACAACUCGAUUGGUGUGCACAGUCCGGCAGGGCCCUCUUCUGGAAGGGGAAGAAGAAAGUCGGGGGCAAGAAAAGGGGGCAACAAAGCCCCCUGGUCCUGUUCGACUUGCACGCUCCUCAACUCUGCUGCAAGCGAGGAAUGCGCCGCUUGCGCAGUUCCUAAAGUGCAGACCCUGCAAAGUGUCGCAGUAGAGGGCGGGGGGGAAUGGCGGUCUCCGUACGGAGAAAAUGACAGCGUGGCGGGCCCGUCGGUUGUUCCUGUGGGACCAGACUGGGCGUGCGCUUUGUGCACGUUUCAAAACAAGUACGGAGCAGAGGAAUGCGAAAUGUGCGCUCAAGGUAGAGCCCCAGAGGUUCCUUCCUCAAAGCAGACCCAGUCAGGCCCCCAAGCAAGUGGCGAUGUAGAGCAACUAGGCACGGAACAGGACGGAGAGGCUUGGACGUGCGCUCGCUGUACUUGCCAGAACAGGCAUGCGGUGGAGUGGUGUUCAGCAUGCGCACAACCAAAAGCCACAGAGAGUGGUUCUGCAACUUCGAAUCAGCCUGAGUCAUUGGGCCUAGACAAGACCACCUCAAAGGCUCCUUGCUUGGAGCCCCACGCAAACAGGGCUGCAGAACAAACCGGAGCAGUGCCGGCGAAAGCAGAAGUGCUUGUUGAUGCGACAAGCAAUCAUGAACCGGCAAAUGGAAAGGCAACAGAAGCGGGGGCUGAGCCUCAAAACCUUGCACCAACUUCAGAAGCAAGGGAGGUGCCGAGACUCUUCUUGGAGUCAGCAAAGGAACGGUCAGGACCCAGCCUUUUUGAGGAUCAGGCGGGUCCAUCCUUUCUGCUGCAGUGUGGGAUCUGUUCCAGCGACCAGACUUCCGACACGUUCUGUCUAGAUGGCUGCUCCCAUCGCUUCUGCACCUCGUGUUUGAAAGAAGCUGUGCAAAAACAGUUUACUGCUUUGCCUCCGGCUGAGGCUGCCUCAAUCCAGCAGAUCUCGGAAGCGUGUGUUUGUCCUAACUCAAGCUGCAAGACGCCCCUGACCCAGCGAGACCUUAUUCUCACUGCCGGCGAGGAGCGGGCCCGUUCACACCAGCAAUGGCUGUACCGAGUGCUGACUCGAACGUUCGACCAAGAAGGGGCCAGCCCGAAGUGCGCCCGCUGCGGGGAAGAGCAGCUCUCGAGAGUCAAGGUGUCACAGCUGGGUAGCCUCUCGCUAAGAGACUUGCGUAAGGCCCUCAAAGCCCGCGGCCUGGACGCCUCGGGGAAGCACCCCGAGUGCGCACAGCGGCUGGUGGACGUUUUCGCUGCCGGCGCAACCAGGGCCGACGAUCGGUGGAUCUGCAUCGCCUGUCCCGAGUGCAGCUGCGUCAACUGCGGCGCGGGGCUGAGCGUUCCGGGCCACGACUGCCGACAAGCGCUGUGGGGGAAAGUGCACGACGCCGUUGCUGAGCUCGACAAAGCGUACAAGGCGUACCUUGUCAGCUCCAUCAGCCCUCACCCCCAAAAGCUCGGCAAGAAGCAGAAAACGUCACAUAAGGGCGGCAGCGUAUGGGCCGCCGGAACGGGCUAUGGGGGCGCCAGCGACUAUUCACACCACCCCCACUUCUGGGGGGGCAAGCACGGCAAGCACAAGCAGCCCCCGCAACCCCCCCGCGAGAGCGCCGCCGAGAGCAAGGCAAAAGAAGCGGAGCGAGAAGCGGAUGGUCGGCUGGGAAACGCCAUGGAUGCGCUGAGUGCGUGCCUUUCCGGGGGGGUGGGCGAUGGGCUGGUGACGGGUCUGAGCUUGCCCCUGGUUGCGUUGGUGCACGAGUCGGGGGUCCCGGCGAGAGUGCUCCGGGCACUGCUGCUGAACGACUCGAUGAUCGACGUGUCCAAGCGGGGGGCGCUGUAUCUGAAGGCGUUGCAGCUGAUGCGGGUGCUCGGGGCUCGAGAGGAGCUGCUUCCGGUCAUCUGCGAAAGCCCACCGAAACGACCGAAAGAGGUCCCAAAACCCGCACCCACUCCACCUCCUAUACUUGAAAAGACACCGCCGCCGAUUGUAGAGGAGUCCCCUCGGCGCUCCGGCCGGCGGGUGAAGUCGACGGAUCGGAAAGGGAAGCGGAAGCUCGAGGAGGUCGACGAAGACCUCAGCAAGGAUGACGUCAGCGAGGUGGCGGGAACUAGAGCGGAGGAGCACGAGGACGACGUCGAGGGGACGGUGCUGGGCGCGAUGGAGAAGCUGUACAAGCAGGCGUCGGUUGUCAAAGUGGGGCUUAUGGCGGGCGUUGCCGAUGAGGGCGGAAGCGACGAGUUAGAUAUUGGGUUAGUGUGCGAGAUUUGUGACGCGUUUGAGGAGCUGCAGCGCGCGAAGAAGGGCUGGGAGGAGGCGCGCGGCGCCCUGCGGAGCGCGCAGGGUUUUGGCGGGUUAGCACAGGGGUUAGGGGCCGGGGCGCAGGGGUUAGGGAACGGGUUACGACAGGUUUUACUAAACGGUGCUCCAGAAGCAGAAACAGCGGAGGAUGACGAAGAUGAAGACUGCGUGCUUCUGGAUCGGCAAACUAGGAAGGGAAAGAAAGUGGAGGCGCCCGCGCCGAGCCCCGAGGAGCGCGCGCGCGCGCACGCAUUGGAGGUGGUGGCGUACAAGGACGCGCUAAAGGACCUGCAGUUCCGGAUGGAGCCCCUGGUGAAUUCCGGCGGAAAGCCGGACCACUACUUCCGAGAGAAGAAGAACGCGAUCGACAACGGGGGGGUGCACUCGCAGAAACGGAUGCUGGCGAUUAGUAAGGAGAUUGGGAGCCUGGUAACGACGCUCCCCCUGGAAUGGGGAUCGUCCGUGCAUUUGAGGGUGGAUGAGGAGCGAAUGGACCUGGUGAAGGCGCUGAUUAUCGGGCCGGGGGGGACGCCGUACCAGAACGGCGCGUUCCUGUUCGACAUCCUGCUGCCGCCGGACUACCCACAGGUGUCGCCCAAGGUGCAGUUCAUGACGACGGGCGGCGGCCGCACCCGGUUCAACCCCAACCUGUACGCCGACGGCAAGGUCUGCCUCAGCAUACUCGGCACGUGGGCGGGGCCGGGGUGGCAGCCCGGGAAGAGCACGCUCAUGCAGGUGCUGCUCAGCAUCCAGGGCAUGAUCUUCGUCCCGGAGCCCUACUUCAACGAACCGGGUUACGAAGCGCACGGCAACAAGACCGCGUCCCACAGCUACACCCGCAACCAGCGGCGCAACACGCUCCAGCUGGCGGUGCUCGGCAUGCUGCGCCACCCGCCCGCGGUCUUCGCUGACGUCAUCCGCACGCACUUCAAGCUGAAGCGGCGGGAGAUCGAGGCGCAGUGCGACGAGUGGGCCGCGGACGACUUUGCGCCGAAGCCCGCCCCCAAGGCGAAGGGAAAACCGGCAAAAAAGCCCAAGAAGAAAUACCACGGAGUGGAUGAUAUGAUGGAUUGGGAUAGCAAAGAUGAUGCGGAUGAAGAGUUUCUCUCGGGUCUAGUCGGAGCUGCCAUGGGCGGGGCAAUGGGUGGGGUGCACAUCGAUCACGAGACGGGGCGCGGCAGUCCGAUCCAGGCGACGAUGAAGGAGCUUCUGGUAGAGCUCGCCAAGUUGUGAUUGUAUGAUCAUACGUCCUUGAGUUGUGUUUGCUAGUCAGGCUGGUAUGAUCUGCAACAGAAUGGUUCAUAGGUAGAUUGAUUAGAGUGACUGCCUUGUCCCUGGUUAUUAUGGCGGAACUCAAGAAGCCGUAUAGGCUUGAGUUAUAAACUAGUGGGAGCGCUUAAGAAUCUGCCUCUGCGUGCACUUUGUAAAUGGAAUAAUCGAGAGGCGAAGUUGUGUGUCCGACCGAACCAAGUGACGAUUAUCAUAUUGCCAGCUAUCCAACGUACGACUUGGUUCUGGU